Molecule: messenger RNA, 579 nt
Organism: Dentiscutata erythropus
Lineage: Eukaryota; Fungi; Glomeromycota; Glomeromycetes; Diversisporales; Gigasporaceae
Source: the annotation of a GenBank genome assembly
GCAAAUGAAGCAGGUCUUACGGCGGUUCAUAGAUAUCGUGCUGAACCUGUCGCUGAGUAUGAAGCUUUAGAAAAAUAUUUUGGUAGUAGAAGAGAUAAUCCUCGAUACAUUUAUUAUAUACCUGAACCUGAUAUGAUUGAAACUUGGCUUGAGGAAACUGAAAAGGAGGAAAAACAAGAAUUACGUCAUAUGGAUAAUUCAUUGUACUCAAAAAAAUAUCAACAUACACAAGAUGAAGGUUCUUCGAAUAGUAUGGAAAUAAUAUCUAAUAUUGAUAAAAUUUCAUUUAUGGAUGAAGAAACUUUUCUGUCAAAAUUUGCUUCUAAAUCAAACAUGAAAUCACAGAGAAAUUGGAAAUCAAGCAACACAUUAUUAAAGAAAACCAGUUACAAUAAAUCAAGUAAUGAAUCUUUAUCCAAAGAUCCAGGUUCGACAAACGUUGACAAUCAAUUAUCAAUGCAAGAAAAAUUAAAUAACCUAGAAAAUGAAUUUAAGAAAUUUUCAACGAAAUUUGAUGAAUUAGACCAAAAUUUAAAAACAAUAUUAAAAACUUUAAAUAACAUAAAUAAUCCCAAAUAG